UAUUUAAUAAAAAAAUGUUAAGUUUAAUAAAAAAUGUUUAAUGAUUUUUUUUCAAGAUCCCUAAAUUAAGAACCUUGCAAUGAACCACUAAAAUGUGUGGGUUUCUUAACCUUGUCUCUUAUUUCACUUUUUGUUAUUAAAUGCAUUAAAAAGUAAUAAGAACCCCUAAUAUGAGUCUUUGCAAUAAUCAUGCUCUAAGGAGAGAACAAUGAGGUAAAAAAGAGAAAUAUAACAUAUGGAAAAAUUAAAUAAGUUAAAUCAGAAAAACAAAAAAAAGAAAAAAAUAUAAUAAAACAGUGUAACAAGUGUAAAUGGGGGAUUUGAACCUCGGUUAAUGUGGGGGCAAAGAAAAGGUUUUAGCCAACAAUGCUGGUAGAUAUAUGUUUCUCUAGUGAAGAUAAAUUAAGUUGUAAUUUUUUGUGGGGGCAGCUGCACCCACCCUGAACUUAGUAGAUCCGCCCCUGCAUCUCAUCUUCCUUUGACACCACCGUUGUUCCCCACGUAGGACUUUCCCGCAUAUCAAAGCAUGCCACAUAUGCACAAUCUCCACCUCACAUGAUUUUACAUCAAGUAGUUAUUUUUAUUACAAAAUUUACUUUUAUUGUUCUAUAAUGGGUUCUCUAGAGCCACACACAACGCAAGUUAAAAUAUUUACAAAAUCUAAGAAUUAUGGUCCAAGUAAAUAAUUCGCCUAUAAAAUUAUGUCUUUCUCAGACCAAUGCAUUUUUAUAUUUUAAAGUAAACAAACAAAACAAGUGGUUGAGGCGAGACCCAGUAGACUUGUAUUAAGGUCCAGACAUAUCUCAGGUGGCUCACGUGGCUCCUAAGAGCACCUUUAACGCGGUGUAUUAAGUCGCGUUUCUAGGGUAUUUAGGUUUAAAAAAAAAGAAAAAUGGGUAAUUAUACAAGAGAUGCCUCUUAAUUAAGAGGCAGAAGAGACGGGUUUUAUGUGACACGUGUCACACAUUCACGCUUCUUUCUCUCUCUUUUGCAGGAUCGUCUUCUCUCAUUCUCUCUUGACUCCUCGACGACACCGACUCUAUCUGGUGAUAUCUCCUCGACGAUGCUCUCUCCUCGACGAAAUCUCUCGUCGAUGGAAUCAGUCGGCGUCUCUCUCGGGGGUAUCCAGAUUUACUUCUCUCUCUGUAUAAACUCCAUAGCUCGUCGUAUUGGGAGUAGAAGUAAUCAAUCGUUAGAACAUGGCUGGAUAUGGGGGAAAGUAGGGCGAGCUGGUUUGGAAGAAGCGAGCAUCUGUUUGCUCAAUUGUGGGCCCACUGGAUCCGAGGCGUUGAAGAAUCUCGUUCUCGGUGGAGUUGGGAGCAUCACCAUCGUUGAUGGAUCUAAAGUCGAGCUUGGUGACCUUGGAAACAACUUCAUGGGAGCACACUAUAAUUGACUCAAAGCCUGAUCAUUUUCUUGAUGACCUUCGCUUGAAUAAUCACGGCGUGUCACAGACUUGUCACCGAGGAAGAAGCAUUGUAGACUACUCUUUUGUAAUUUUGUGUUGUCUAGUCUAGUAUUUUGUAAUUUUGUGUUCUCAUGUGUGUUCACGGACUUUUCUUUUGUAAUCCAUGCUUUUGACAGACUUUUGUAUGCUUGUGUAGUCUAGUAGUUGGUGUUGUCGAGUCUAGUUUGUAUUCUCCUUCAUGUUCUCCUUUUGUAUGCUUGUGUAAUCUCGUUUAUAAAGUUUGUAUUCUCAUUCAUGUUCUUUAUAAAACAACUUCUUUCUCUCA
Messenger RNA from Brassica napus (rape), 1733 nucleotides. Its product is annotated as NEDD8-activating enzyme E1 regulatory subunit AXR1-like. Gene Ontology annotation, cellular component: cytoplasm. Gene Ontology annotation, biological process: protein neddylation. Bases 1064 to 1396 code for a protein of 110 amino acids. Gene Ontology annotation, molecular function: NEDD8 activating enzyme activity. The transcript is spliced from 3 exons. The record is from RefSeq and is a predicted model, not a curated record. Lineage: Eukaryota; Viridiplantae; Streptophyta; Magnoliopsida; Brassicales; Brassicaceae.